UUUAAUAUUGUCAAGCCAUAGUGGAAAAGGUUAAACGUAUGAACCAAUCUAUUGCUUCCUGUAUUUCCUGAGAGAUCAAUCGUAUAAAACUAUACUUGAGAAUUAAACAAAGCAGCUGUACAGCUUACAAACAGACACGAACCGAUUGGUAAAAAUGGUUAAGGAGUAGUGACGAACAUAACCAUGAAUACAAAAAACUCAAUAUUUGGAUUGUUUUGUUUAUUCAUGACGUCAUGGAUGCUAAUGUCAGCAACUCUGUACAACUUUGAAAUAAUCAAUUCUCUUACACCACUGUUGAAAAUUAUGUACAAUUCUACCUACCAGAAUACCUAUCAUGUUUCAAUGAGUAGCAACACAUGGACAUUGCUAUUGUCAGUUACUGCAUCCAGUAUUUACAUUGGAGCAAUAAUAGGUGGAUUUGGAACAAACUAUUUGUUAAAUGUUCUAAGCAGACGCUCCACCAUGCAGCUCACUCAUAUCAUUCAUAUUAUUGGUGUGCUUGUGAUAUCAGUUUGUGGUGGUUUCACUUGGUCGUUUGGGGCCAUCUUUAUUGGCCGUUUGAUAACAGGAAUCUCACUUGGAAUUUCUUACAAUCUUCCUACUAUGGUAGUUGCAGAACUAUCUUCCAGAGGUAGCCAGGGAUUUUGGGAAAGUCUUGUUGGUGUAAGCGGAUUAUUUGGCCUGUUUGUUGCUGUUGUAUUUGGGAACCCUAAGGUAAUGGGAAAUAUGGAAUUGUGGCCUUACUUGGUAAGCCUGUCAAUCAUUCCUUCAAUUAUCUAUCUCAUAGUAAGUGUUUUGAUUCCUAACACACCUUUUUAUCUUGUGAGACAAGGCAAGCAUGAAGAAGCAAUUGAAACAUUAGGCAAACUUCGCAUAUCCAACCAGGUCAAUGUAACCAAAGAAAUGGAGGCAAUAAAAGAUGAAAUGAAACAAGUUAAGGCUGUUACAAUUGUAGAAAUGGUUACAACGAAAUCAUACAGAAACCAGUUCAUUGCUGUUGUUAUGCUUUACCUAAAUCUAGUGUUGGUUGGAAUAGAUGGAGUACUCAUGUACUCCAACCUUAUGUUUAAAGAAGCAGGCUUAACUACAUCUCAAGCCAGUGUUGCAACAAUAGGUGUGUUUGGUGCACAGUUGCUGGCAGGUGUCAUAGGGUCCACACUGGUGCAGAAAUACGGAGGACGCAAAAUGUUGAUUGUUUCAAAUAUUGUCAUUAUAAUUUCACUCACUGUGUGCACAAUCAGCAGAGGAGUUCCUCACUCAAAACAUAGUGCUGCUGUAUUUGUGGCUGUUGGUGCUAUAGGACUCUUUCUAAUAGUGUGGUCAGCUGGUACUAAUCCAUCUAUAUUUGCUCUGCUGGCAGCAAUCACAACAGAACCGACUAGGCCAACAGCUUUUGGAUAUGCAGCUCUUUUGUUUUGGGUAUCUGACUGCUCAGUGGGUGUCGGAUUCCCAUUUUUACAAAAAUAUGUAGAGGCUUACUCUUUGACUCCCUGGUUAGCUUGCUCAGUUGUCUUUCUGUUCUUUUCCAUCUUUUUUAUACCAGAAACAAAAAACAAAUCUGUGAAGGAAAUUCAGGCUAAAUUUGGCAGAUCUGCUGACGAAGAAAAUAAACCACUUUUAAAUAAAUGAUGCCUCAGUGUGAUUUAAAUGAAUAAUAGCAGGUAAUGAAUGCUGUCUGGCAAUUUUGUGUGCACAAGUCUUAAGGUGACGGUUCAUGCAAUGCAACUUGGUGGUCCAGGGUUCAACACUAUUGUAGUAGCAAUAAUAAAACUAAGAGCAUGAAGUCUAUAGAUGUAA
Molecule: messenger RNA, 1797 nt
Organism: Ciona intestinalis (vase tunicate)
Lineage: Eukaryota; Metazoa; Chordata; Ascidiacea; Phlebobranchia; Cionidae
Source: RefSeq, a predicted model, not a curated record